Molecule: messenger RNA, 4903 nt
Organism: Struthio camelus australis
Lineage: Eukaryota; Metazoa; Chordata; Aves; Struthioniformes; Struthionidae
Source: RefSeq, a predicted model, not a curated record
AUGAAGUUAAUCUGCGGACACAUUGUGGAAAUGUCUAGGAUACUUGGAUGUAUGGCUGCUCUGUCAGAGCUACCUGCAAUCAGUCUGACAAAGCUGCUAAAUAUCCAGAAAUUCUGGGUGUUGGAUUACCAUGGGUGUAAAAUAAGUGACCCAUACUGCUGGCUUGAAGACCCUGAUAGUGAACAGACAAAGGCGUUUGUGGAGGCUCAGAACAAGCUCACAGUACCCUUCCUUGAGCAAUGUCCUGUCAGAGGACUAUUUAAAGAACGAAUGACGGAGCUCUACGACUAUCCGAAGUACAGUUGCCACUUCAAGAAAGGAAAAAGGUAUUUUCACUUUUACAAUACAGGACUGCAGAAUCAGCGAGUAUUAUAUGUACAAGACUCCUUGGAUGCUGAUGCCAAAGUUUUUCUGGAUCCAAAUAAGCUUUCUGAUGAUGGCACUGUGGCUUUACGAGGUUAUGCAUUCAGUGAAGACGGUGAAUACUUUGCAUAUGGCCUGAGUUCCAGCGGUUCUGACUGGGUUACUAUUAAGUUUAUGAAAGUGGAAGGUCCUGAGGAUCUUCCAGAUGUAUUGGAGAGAGUUAAAUUCAGUUGCAUGGCAUGGACUCAUGAUGGAAAAGGCAUGUUCUAUAACUGCUAUCCAAAACAAGAUGGGAAGAGUGAUGGCACUGAGACCUCGACUAAUCUCCAUCAAAAGCUGCAUUAUCAUGUACUGGGAACUGACCAAUCAGAAGAUAUCUUAUGUGCUGAAUUUCCUGAUGAACCAAAAUGGAUGGGUGGAGCUGAGGUAUCGGAUGAUGGUCGAUAUGUCUUGCUGUCCAUCCGAGAAGGGUGUGAUCCAGUGAACAGGCUGUGGUACUGUGACCUACAAACAGAGUCUCAGGGUAUAUCAGGAAUUCUUCAAUGGGUGAAGCUGAUAGACAACUUUGAUGCUGAAUAUGAAUAUGUCACCAAUGAAGGACCCCUGUUCACUUUCAAGACAAACCGCCAUGCUCCAAAUUACCGGUUAAUCAACAUCGACUUCAGCGACCCAGAUGAAUCUAAAUGGAAAGUUCUUGUCCCUGAACAUGAAAGAGAUGUUCUAGAAUGGGUGGCUUGUGUGAGGUCCAACUUCCUGGUUUUGUGCUAUCUGCAUGAUGUGAAGAAUGUCCUGCAACUUCAUGACCUAGCUACUGGUGCACAUCUCAAGACUUUUCCAUUAGAGGUUGGCAGUAUUGUGGGAUAUAGCGGCCAAAAGAAGGACACUGAAAUAUUCUAUCAGUUUACUUCCUUUUUAUCUCCAGGUAUUAUAUAUCACUGUGAUCUAACCAAAGAGGAACUGGAGCCAAGAGUUUUCCGGGAGGUGACCGUGAAAGGAUUUGAUCCUUCAGUUUACCAGACGAUUCAGGUUUUCUACCCUAGCAAAGAUGGUACUAAGAUCCCAAUGUUUAUUAUUCACAAGAAAGGAAUUAAAUUGGAUGGUUCUCAUCCUGCCUUCUUGUAUGGAUAUGGAGGCUUCAACAUCUCGAUUACACCAAGCUACAGUGUAUCAAGACUUAUUUUUGUGCGACACCUCGGGGGUGUUCUAGCGGUGGCUAACAUCAGGGGCGGUGGUGAAUAUGGAGAGACUUGGCACAAAGGUGGUAUCUUGGCCAACAAACAAAAUUGCUUUGAUGACUUCCAGUGUGCUGCCAAGUACCUUAUCAAAGAGGGCUACACAUCUCCAAGGAAGCUGACUAUUAAUGGAGGCUCAAAUGGGGGCCUCUUAGUGGCUGCCUGUGCUAAUCAGCGCCCUGACCUGUUUGGUUGUGCUAUUGCCCAAGUGGGAGUGAUGGAUAUGCUCAAGUUCCACAAGUACACGAUCGGUCAUGCUUGGACUACUGACUACGGUUGCUCUGACUGUAAAGAGCAGUUUGAAUGGCUUUGCAAGUACUCUCCACUUCACAAUAUCAAGCUACCAGAAGAAGAUGGCAUCCAGUAUCCCUCUACACUGCUUCUUACAGCAGACCACGAUGAUCGUGUGGUCCCUCUACAUUCACUGAAGUUUAUUGCUACUCUGCAAUAUGUUGUGGGCCGAAGCCGUAAACAAACCAAUCCGCUUCUCAUCCAUGUUGACACGAAGGCUGGGCAUGGAGCAGGAAAGCCAACUGCUAAAGUUAUAGAAGAAGUGUCAGAUAUGUUUGCUUUUAUAGCGCGAUGCCUAAAUCUUGAUUGGAUUGAAUAGGCAAAAUGCUUGUUACAGUCUCUUUUAGAAAACAAGGGCUUUAACACCAUUUAAGACCAACCAGACUACUACGUGGUGUAGUACUUACAUUUAAGAACUGCAGUUUCAUAUUUUAUUGAUCCAAUCUGCUAUGGAGUUUUGAUCUUCUGUGCUUCCCUCUUUUUAGCGUUUCUUUGAAUUUCUUUUCUACUGCGUUCCAAAGUACAUUUUAAAUAGCAUGUUCAAAUAAAUAGCUGAGCUACUGUCAGUGCUGUUGUGAACAGUUAGAUUCCAGAGUUUAGUGCUAGUUGGGCUUAUUUCAUGUAAGCAAUUUUAAUGUAUUUUGCACCUAUAAACAUAUCCAGAUCAUCUGUAAUUAAAUGUAAGUACUGUCCCCGUACUCUGAGCAUACUUUUAUUUACACAGUAAUUUAUUUAAGAAUGUAAAUUGAAAAGGUUCAGUGAUAAGCAUGAAAUACUGAAGAGCAGGUAAUCUGGGUAAUUAAGUCAAACACUAUUGAAAAGCUUAUAUUUCAUGUUGUUCAUGACAGUAUAUUACCGUCUGUAAUAAUGAUGUUGCUAAAUUGUUUUUUCUUUCCAAAGAGGCUUCCAAAUGUCCCCAAUUUUCCUUCAUUUAUUUCCACAUAGAAUAGAAAUUGGAGGCUGGAAAACUUAAAGAAUUCUUAGAAUCUCACUGUAAUCUUUGUCAAAUUGCACAGACACUCUUAACUAUUGCCUGUCUACUGCUAGCUCUUUAACUAUUUCUCAACAGCAGACCAGACAUGGGUAAAAAAAACAGACCAGAUUGUUAAAUUCGGUUUUUCCUCAUGCUUUUUACAGAAUGUUCUAAAACAAGCCAAAAUCCGAACAUACAUGUAAUCUGCUUCUGGCUGCAGAACAGCAAGAGCACAUAGUCAGAUUCCAUAAUGAUUUGACAGACACACAGGAUUUGAACUGCCAUUUCAUAUCUUUCCCAUCUAGGCUGUAAAGCUAUUAAGUAGAUGUGAAUAUUUGCUUUUAAGCUGCCUGAACUGCAGUGCAGUGCUGCAAUUAGCUUUUGAUUUUGCAAAGCAAAAAGAUGUUCUACCAAUUAUUAGUAGUCCUGUUGCCCCUCCAGAAAACACUAUCAUUUCUCAGUGUUGGAUAACCUAAUAGUAUACUUUUCCAGAAUCAUGCUUGUCACAUUCAUACUCAGACCCUUAGGCUGUAUUUUAACUCUGAGCUCAGAGUUUUAUGUUUAAGUAAGCAGUAUCUCAGCCUGGGAAGAGGAGGAAGUGGUGUCUAAAGAGGAGCAGGCUGCUGUUUAUUUGUACCGGAUUUACAUUAUGUUUCUUUCACACUGUGAGGCUUCUGCUGAUUCCCUCUACAAUCCAGGAAGGAUCAUUCCUCCCAGUCCCUAGUAAUUUGUAAUUUGAUUUCAGGAGGAAAAACAAGGAUUUCUGCUUUCCUAUGAAGUAUCAGAGAGUACCAUACCUAAACCCUGGAUGUGGCCUGGCGUGGGUUUGUAUUCCAUGCACAUUAUAGUUUCUUUCAGGUACCUUAUGGACUGAUGUGGCCUAUCACAGCAUUGAAUUAGACGAUCAGACCAGUAAGUUGAGAAGCGGGAGGUUUUUUCCCUCCAGGCUGUGCAAAUGGGGUUCAGGUUUUCCCCCUCCCCCCCGCAUAGUUCAGGGAUGUGAACUGCUUUCCGAGACAUCUGGGAAGUUUCAACAGCUGCCCUGCAAUGGCAGAAACAAAGCACACAAACCAUCUUUGCUUGUAGUAUCUCACAGUUGCCUCAUCUGGCCUUUUAUUGAAUGCUGUAAUAUCAUUAGAGGGCGGUAAUAGGAGCUUUGCAGGUUAGCGUGUGGAAAACCCAUUCUUUGGACCUUUGUGAAACAGGCAUGAAUUGUAUCCAUGCCUUGGAUGGCAGAGACUGUGACACAGCCUCCUCAGGCGUCCACAAUAAUCCACUUUUUUCCUGAAGUUUUGUGCUGAGCCGAGCUCCCUGAAUGACUCAGAAUCAGGUCAGAGGACCAGUAAUGUGAGGAGUUUGAAAACUGCCUGAGUGGCAAUUCAAAGUAGCAAAGGUGGAGCUGGUUUUGAGACACUACUCCCAAAAGGAGAAGAGUUCAAGAGCAUCCCUUGUAGAGUGCUGGUAUCUCAAUGAGAAAGGCAUUUUGUUUUCAUAACAAGGUCUUAAUUUUUACAUUUUAUUUGAUCUUCCUUGGGUAUGCCAAGUAGGGGAUUCAGGUGCCAAGAAAGGAUGCUGUAGAGCUGUACUUUUAGCUGAAUUGCUCCUUUCAGCACAGAAGUGUCAUGGCUCCAAGUAGAAACCAUAAUUAGCUCAGAGCAAGUAAUGCUCUUGUAAUAUAGCGGGAUUUAAACUUUCAGAGUUUGGAUUAGAUAUACUUGGAACCCUACCAUUUCUGCUAUAUAAAGCCAUAAUGAAAUCUCAGUUAAUCCGAUGUCAAGGUUAACUGCUUUUCUCUGCUGUUUCAUGGAGAGGCUCUGUAUUUUGUGCCUUUUACUUCAAGUGCACGAAGCAGAAUUCAUUAGGUGGAUACAGGACAAGGUAACCUCCUCACAGCAACUUUUUCAAAAAUCGUGUUUCAUACAAAAAUUGAUGCCAAUGUUUUGUGCCAAGACCAAAAACAGAAAAAUCUUUAAAGUCAUAUAGGAGGCUUAUGUUACAUGAACCAAAAUCUGUUUUUAAGUGGAAAUAAAAGAAUAAAUUUCUA